AUUUCUCAUUUUAUUAAUGGGCUGUAAACGCACCCCGAGACGACAGGGGGCGCUCUUUGUGCGACUAUUCAUGUCUGCCACUUCUACAGACAGUUAGCCUGCUAGCAAACAACAACAGAAGAUCCCGGACAACUAGCGAUAUAAUUUAACCUAACCUAAAGGGGGCAAAGUGUUUCCAUCUGGCGUGUACUGAUGCAGAUGGACGUGAGGACUGAACACUGACUCGUGGAAGUGACGGACUCCUUCUCCUCACCCUCUUGCCCCCGACACCUUCUGUCACGCUGGCAAUGUCAAGAGUCCCGAGUCCCCCUCCCCCUGCGGAAAUGUCCAGCGGGCCUGUGGCCGAGAGCUGGUGUUACACACAGAUCAAAGUGGUGAAGUUCUCUUACAUGUGGACCAUCAACAACUUCAGUUUCUGUCGUGAGGAGAUGGGCGAGGUCAUCAAGAGCUCCACCUUCUCUUCUGGGGCCAAUGACAAGCUGAAAUGGUGUUUGCGAGUGAAUCCUAAGGGCCUGGAUGAGGAGAGUAAAGACUACCUGUCUCUCUACCUGCUGCUGGUCAGCUGUCCGAAAGCCGAGGUGCGCGCCAAGUUCAAAUUCUCCAUCCUCAACGCCAAGGGGGAGGAGACCAAAGCCAUGGAAAGCCAGAGGGCAUAUCGCUUCGUUCAGGGGAAAGACUGGGGUUUUAAAAAGUUCAUCCGGAGAGACUUCCUCCUCGAUGAGGCCAACGGUCUUCUACCUGACGACAAGCUCACGCUCUUCUGUGAAGUGAGUGUGGUGCAGGACUCGGUCAACAUAUCUGGGCAGAACACCAUGAACAUGGUCAAGGUGCCUGAUUGUCGGCUAGCAGACGAGCUGGGGGGCCUGUGGGAGAACUCCCGCUUCACAGACUGUUCCCUGUGUGUGGCUGGACAGGAGUUUCAGGCCCACAAAGCCAUCCUGGCAGCACGUUCACCUGUAUUCAGCGCCAUGUUUGAGCACGAGAUGGAAGAGAGCAAAAAGAACCGAGUGGAGAUCAACGAUGUGGAGCCAGAGGUUUUCAAAGAGAUGAUGUGCUUCAUUUACACAGACAAGGCUCCCAACCUGGACAAGAUGGCUGAUGACUUGCUGGCAGCAGCUGACAAAUACGCUCUGGAGAGACUGAAGGUGAUGUGCGAGGACGCGCUGUGCACGAGUCUGUCUGUUGAAAAUGCAGCUGAGAUCCUCAUCCUAGCUGACCUGCACAGCGCCGACCAGCUCAAAACACAGGCCGUCGACUUCAUCAACUACCACGCUGCAGAGGUGAUGGAGACAGCAGGUUGGAAGUCCAUGGUGGCAUCUCAUCCACACCUGGUGGCCGAAGCCUACCGCUCCCUGGCUUCAGCCCAGUGCCCUUUCCUCGGACCCCCACGCAAGCGCCUCAAACAAUCCUAACAGCAAGACGGCUUCACCGAUGCAUACAUACACACAUGCAUAUACACACAAAGACACACAGACCCCCCCUCACACAGGGACAACCUUCCCCUUUGCUGUUACCUACUACACUACCUACAGCCUCCCCCGAAUCUCCCCCUUCUACCCCAACCAAACCUGCUGUAUUUAGUCUCUUCUAAAGAUGGAGGGAAGAAGAAGAAGGAGGAGGAGGAGGAAGAGGAGGUGGAAGAGAGGGGCAGGUGGGCUUGUGAAGUGGAUGUUUGUUGUUUACAAAAUAAACACAACACCCCUCCCCUUUUCUCCUCGACUCUGGCUUAGUGAGGUCUGACAUUGUGCUCUUUUUCCGUGUGUGAAAGCUAAAUCCCUCGACAUCCUGUUAGUUCCUACUUUGGAAUCCGUUCGGGAGGAAGGACUGAACACAACGACCUAAAAAAGAGCCAACUGUCUGGAAAUUCUAAGGCUUAAAGGACAAGUGCAGAUAAAUUAAGUCUUUAACUGUCUAUUUUAUCAUAAGGCUUCUCUUUGCUCUGAUCUUGGUGUUUGGAGUAGAGCAGUCUGAGAGGCCCCCAAACUAAUGGACACAUGGGCCCUGUGCGGGACUCAAGAAGAAAAAGUGGGCCUGUUAGUUUCAAACUAGAACCCCCCCCCCCCCUCCCCAUGAGAAAGACAACCAAGGGCUAGUCAGAAAAAGCAGAUAUGGGACAAACUCAUCAUUAAUUCUCCCAAAGAAAGUUGGGAAAACAUUGCACUAAAGUCACAGGUCACCCUUCGUCAACCCUUACCAGCAGUAAAGUAGAAAUACUGUAGGCAAGCACACAUUGAAGCAAGGUUCAUGGACUUGGAACCCAGCCGGACCACCGAGAACAAGUACCCUUUAAGAAGAUUUAUCAGCAAGUGACAAACUACACAUGUACUCCCAAAUAGAACUCUGCUUCAUCUGCGUCCGUUUUCAUUUUUUAAAUAGCCGGUAUAGAGAGUAUACAGAAAAUAGCAACGCACAACUGGAUGUCAUUCUUGGGGAAAUUGUAUUUUGUGUGUGGAUCUGUCAUUUGUAGCCCUUGAGAGAAAAUGAAAUCCAAGGUGUCAACAGACAAGCUAACCAGGAGAAAAAGAAAAUGUCAAGAAAUGGAUUCAAAAUAUCAUUAGGAUUCAAUCAGGCAUGUUAAUAUUCUUUUAUGACGAAUUUCUUAUGUUUUUUCCCUCAGAACUGUCAUUUCUAUUUUUUUCAUAGAAAUUUGUACAGACACUAGUGUUUUUGAAGCUGUGUAAACAAAAAGCAUUUUCAACCGUGGAAUUGAAAAAACAACAACAAAGCGGACAGAUGUUUUCUUUGCAGGCAUGAAGACUGAGGGGAAAUGAAACUGAAAUGAACACGUUUUAAUGUUCAGAGGAGUCAGAAUGUGAAAAAAAUGCACACCAAGGAAAACCACAUGAAAUACAUUUGAAGUUAUCAUUUUAACCUGGUGGAAAAUGGUAAUGGAUAGAAGGAACCGUUGUCGUUUCUUUCCUGUAGAUAUCGCUGGUUAUGACAAGUGACACUUAGUUGUUGCCAUUUUUUGUUCCCAAAAGAUUAAACCACAACUAUUUUGUAUUGAAUGCAA
Molecule: messenger RNA, 3013 nt
Organism: Centropristis striata (black sea bass)
Lineage: Eukaryota; Metazoa; Chordata; Actinopteri; Perciformes; Serranidae
Product: speckle-type POZ protein
Exons: 10
Coding region: 288-1412 (374 amino acids)
Biological process (GO): regulation of proteolysis; proteasome-mediated ubiquitin-dependent protein catabolic process
Cellular component (GO): cytoplasm; nucleus
Molecular function (GO): ubiquitin protein ligase binding
Source: RefSeq, a predicted model, not a curated record